GCGGUUGCCACCCUGUAUUCAUUUCAAAUUUUCUCACGACCAUUACAUAAUCCAGUAAUAUCUAACUUUACCUCGCCUUAAAAAUGGACCUGAUAAAAUAAACUAGGCCUUUUCGGAAAGUGUCUGAAAAUUAAGAUAAUUAACUUUUAUUAAGAUCAUUUCUCGGUGUCAAGCUGAAAUGAUUCAUAUGGCUGAUAAAGUAAUUUUAUUUUGUUUGGAGCGAAUUUCCAGCGUAGAUAGUAGUACUUAUUUUGUUCAGUUGCUGGGGCUCUAAAUAUGGAAGACGCUCUAUUUAUACUAUGGUUAAUUAUUUGUGAAAAAGUCUAAUAUAAUUUGUAAUAAAUGGAUCGUGUAUCGAAGAUCGGCAAUCGUUUGCACCAAAUAAAAAACUAUUCGAAACGUGAGAAAGUUUUUCUGUGUUUUAUUGCGAUUUUGAGUGUCACGACUUUAGUUUUUUUAAUUUGUUUACUUAAAUCGCAAAAUGAUGAUAACAUUUGCACAAGCCCGGAAUGCAUUACAGCCGCCCACCACAUCCUAACCACUGUAGACGAAACUGUAGAUCCGUGCGAGGACUUCUACCAAUUCGCUUGCGGAAAUUUCCUGAAAACUGCCAUAAAAUAUGACCGAAUGAGUCCACUGAAACCUUUAGAAGAUAUGAAGAAAAACGCUUUGAGGCAACUUGUAACGGAAGACAGAAAGGACGAGGACCAGUUGGUCAAAAGUUUUAGGGAUCAGAGAAAGUAUUUUAGAGCCUGCAUGAAUACUUCGGCAAUAGAAGAAGACGAAGACAAAACCUUCCAGGAGAUUAUUGAGUUUGUUGUAGGCGGUUGGCCCUUGGCUUUAGGUCAUGGCAUGGACCUGUUUUGGCCUGACGUAAUGAUGAGGGCCAGACAAAAAGGGGUUCUUUUCAAUUUUUUUUUGGGCUUGGAUAUUAGGAUUGAUUUUAAUACGAGCCAAGUUUAUUUAGAGUUGAAGCCUCCACCUAUGGAAUAUUACGACAAAAUGCUUUGGAGGGAAGUUAACAUCCAGAAACUUAUCGAAAUGGCAGAACAUUGGGGAAAUCAUUCGUUAAGUGCUAGUUGGGAGGCUAGAAAGACAAUAGAAUUUGCGAAAAAUUUGAACGAGAUUGUAGAACGGGCCCAUAACUCUACCAAAAAUCAAACCUUAGAAGCUCAAAAAAUGAAAAUAUCUGAGCUGAAAAACUUUAAUUUUUUGAGGUUGCAUUGGUUGCAUUUCCUGAAAAAUAUGACUGGGCUGGACUCUUUGCAGGAAGAAGAUGAGAUACUUUUUGCGUUUGACGGUGGAAAGUAUUUUGAGGAUUUGUAUUAUCUUAUUAAGAAAACCUGCAAAAAAAUUUGGCAGGACUACAUUGUAAUCCUUCUCAUCACCAACGAGUGUAGAUUUCUAUCUAAAAAAAUCGAAACACCUUGCAUAGAAAUCAUGGACUAUUCAAGAAAAGAUAAAACAAGAAAAGAUUAUUGUUUCGAUCAAGCCAUUUCAGAUUUUGAUGGUGUAGCUGAAGCUCAAUUCAUCAGACAAACAGUAUCGAACGAAAAACGCAAGAACAUAAAAGAAAUAAUAGAAAACGUGAAACAAGAAAUGGAAAAUAAUUUGAGAAACAUCAAAUGGAUGGAUGAUGAAACUAGAGAAGCUUCAAUAAAACAUUUAAGGAAAAUAACGUCCGCUAUUGGCUGGACCGAUAUUGUUUUCAAUGGAACUGAAUAUGAACGACUAUUCGGAUUUAAUAAAUGCGAGUUUAGUUCAGACAACAUCAUAGAGAUUAACCAAGAAGUAAACCGACAUUAUCUUGACUAUCGUUUCAAGAAGAUCAAAGAACCUUUUAGUUUUCAAAUAGAGCACGCUUUGAGUGUACCGGUGUUGGAAGUGAAUGCUUUUUAUGUCAAGUAUUGGGACAUUUUAAUUUUAGUUGCUCCAAUUCUCUAUCAACCAGUUUACGACUUAAACAGACCACAAUACCUGAACUAUGGUUCGUUGGGCAGUAUAAUAGGCCAUGAAUUGACGCAUGCUUUUUCGUCACACGACGAAGAUGAACGUCAAAUGUAUGCUAAAAAUACGUCGGAUCUUUGGAGUAAUGCUACUAACAGAAAUUAUGAUUUGGAGAAAAAAUGCGUGGAUGAAGAGUAUGAAAAUUACAGUGUAUCCGUAGGAAUAACUUUGGAAAACAGUUCAGCAGCCACAGACGAAAAUUUGGCAGACUUCACUGGACUAAACCUAGCAUAUCUAGCUUAUCAAAAAUUCUCCAAUAGCCAUGGAAUUGAAAAACGCCUACCAGGCAUAAAAUUCACUCCAAACCAAUUAUUCUGGAUAAUGUCCAGCACUUACAUGUGCGAAGAACCCAGACUGAAAGAUCCCGAAACGGCGCACACGCAUCCGGAUAGACGUUCUGCGCAAAUAAAGCACGCAUUGGCCAGCUUCCGUGUGAUCGGGCCUUUAAGGAAUUCUCCGUAUUUCGCGGACGAUUUCCGAUGCAAAACCGGCACUAAAAUGAAUCCGGAGAAAAAAUGUAGAUUAUACGCUUGAGAUAAAAAAAAUAAAAUACAUUUCAAAGA
Molecule: messenger RNA, 2570 nt
Organism: Ceutorhynchus assimilis (cabbage seed weevil)
Lineage: Eukaryota; Metazoa; Arthropoda; Insecta; Coleoptera; Curculionidae
Source: the annotation of a GenBank genome assembly